AUGUGUAAUUACAUUCCAGGUAGUGGCGCUGGUAGGCGGGAGGUGGAGAGGAGUACAUUGUACUUGGGCGAUGUACUUGGUACAUUGUUGUACGUUGUAGGUUGUGAAGGUGGAAAAGGAAAGGGUGAAAGGGAUGAAGUGAAAGUCGCAAUGAUGCGUCUCUGGUCGCACAAAUGUGUCUGCAGACGCGGAUGCGUGACUGUGGCCGCAAACUUGUGUUUCUGGUCACAAGUUGUGAUUGCAGUUGCACCUUUACACGGGUUGCAGAUUCGUUACUGUAAUGCUCCGCUAGGCUCUACCUUCACCCCUGUCCAGCUCACAAAUCAUGCUGCCGGAAAGGAGAAUCUGGCCCUGCUCGCUGCUCAGCCCUCAGCUCGUCCCUCCAGUCAAAUCAGGUGGUUGCUUCUCUUGAACUCCCUACAAUCUCUAACAGCAGCCCCCGCCCACCAAGCGCAAGAAGUCUCGCAACGCGGAGAUUGUCCCAGCCAGACUACCAAAGGCGAGAGCUCACAUUUGAGGCUUGUAGUGGCCGUAGUAGAGGACAAUGAAUAUUUAUUGGACAAUGAAGAAGACAAGGAUGACAAAGAUGGGCUCCUGGAGGACUACGCAUUGGAGGUUGAGGAGCUAGAGGUCAAGCCUACCAAUGCGAAGAAGGUCAAAAAGGUGUCACAACAACGACAACUCUGGGAAAGAUGCCUUGGGCUCAUUGCAUAA
Filobasidium floriforme is the source of this 714-nucleotide messenger RNA. RefSeq lists its product as uncharacterized. The transcript has 9 exons. The coding region runs from base 1 to 714 and encodes 237 amino acids. NCBI's taxonomy places the organism in Eukaryota, Fungi, Basidiomycota, Tremellomycetes, Filobasidiales, Filobasidiaceae. The record is from RefSeq and is a predicted model, not a curated record.